AUGACAGUCCUCGAAACAGACGCUUUGAUUGUUGGCGCCGGCUUCUCGGGCAUUUACCUUCUUCACCGACUCCGCGAUCAGCUCAAGCUCAACGUGAAGAUUGUGGAAGCGGGGUCCGACGUGGGGGGUGUUUGGCAUGCGAACGUGUAUCCUGGAGCCCGAGUUGAUUCUCCCUCUCCGGUCUAUAGCUUCGGCAUUGAGGAGGUUUGGAAGGGUUGGAAUUGGUCACAAGCGUACCCUGGCCAGAAGGAGCUCCAGGAAUACUUUCACCACGUUGAUCGAGUCCUGUCCGUUCGGAAGAACUGUAUCUUCAACUCUCGAGUCAAUGCGGCCCAAUUCGAUACGACCACGGCUCGUUGGACUAUCAAAACAGAGGAUGGGAAGACGAUUGUCGCGAAGUAUUUCCUUCCCGCCGUGGGGUUUGCCUCGCAGAACUAUAUUCCUCCUUGGAAAGGUUAUGAUUCAUUCCAGGGCACCAUUCACCAUACCUCUGAAUGGCCUCGCGAUGGAGUAGAUGUGCGAGGCAAGCGAGUGGCUAUCAUUGGCAGUGGUGCGACCGGUAUCCAAGUCACCCAAGAAUGGGCCAAAGAGGCCGAGGAGACCUUGGUAUUCCUACGCACUCCAAACUACGCACUCCCGAUGCGGCAAAAGACUUUCGACCCGGCAACACAGAAGAAGCAACAGGAAGAAAUGGCCGAGCUGUAUGCCUUCUGUGCUUCCACGGGAGGUGGCAUGCCGUAUCGGCCGGAGCAACUGCCCAAGGCACUCGCAGAAUUCGAAACGCGAGAGGAGGCAGCAAAACAUGUGAAAAGGAUGUACGACGAUGGUGGCUUUGGUUUCUGGGCGCUGGCCCUGUCUGACCUGACAUUGAAUGAGGAGUCCAACCGCUUUGCCUAUGACAUCUGGGCGGAGAGAGUCGGUCGAAGAAUCCAUGAUCCUGCGAAGCGUGCACUGCUGGCGCCGUCUGAGCCUCCCCAUCCGUGGGGCACCAAGCGUCCGUCGUUGGAGCAGGACUACUACGAGCAAUUCAAUCGAUCUAAUGUGAACAUCGUUGACACGAAGAAACACCCGAUCGCGGAACUCACGCCAAAGGGUAUUGUCACUGAUGAUGGCAAAGUCCAUGAAGUGGACAUCAUUGCCGUUGCGACGGGUUUUGACGCCAGCACUGGCAGCCUGUCCAAGAUGGGCAUCAAAGAUCUCGACGGCAUUGAUCUAGGAACGCGUUGGAAAGAGGGGAUUAUCAGUCUGCAUGGAAUGACUGUGCCCGGAUUCCCAAACAUGUUCCUGCCCUACUCAGUGCAAUCUCCAACGCCGUUCACCAACGGUCCUGUCUAUAUCGAGAAGCAAGCCAACUGGAUUCGCGACAUGGUCCAAAAAAUGGAGACUAAUGGGAUUCGCUAUAUCAAUCCUCAAGAGAAAGCUGCUCAAGAAUGGCGAGCGGAGGUGCAGGACAUUGCCAAUAUGACGUUGUUCCCUAAGACCAAGUCGUGGUACCAGGGUGCCAAUAUUCCCGGGAAGCCUGUCGAGCAAAUCUACUAUCUUGCAGGAAUGCCGAUGUACUUUGAGAAGUGCUAUGCGGCUCUAAAUGACAAAUUUGCCGACUCUUUUGUCAGUGCUUAG
This is a messenger RNA of Penicillium argentinense, 1620 nucleotides long. RefSeq names its product flavin-containing monooxygenase. The record is from RefSeq and is a predicted model, not a curated record. The coding region runs from base 1 to 1620 and encodes 539 amino acids. The transcript has a single exon. Gene Ontology annotation, molecular function: oxidoreductase activity. NCBI's taxonomy places the organism in Eukaryota, Fungi, Ascomycota, Eurotiomycetes, Eurotiales, Aspergillaceae.